Molecule: messenger RNA, 6946 nt
Organism: Drosophila sechellia
Lineage: Eukaryota; Metazoa; Arthropoda; Insecta; Diptera; Drosophilidae
Exons: 7
Coding region: 675-5561 (1628 amino acids)
Biological process (GO): regulation of transcription by RNA polymerase II
Cellular component (GO): nucleus
Molecular function (GO): DNA-binding transcription factor activity, RNA polymerase II-specific
Source: RefSeq, a predicted model, not a curated record
GGCAGUCACUAAAAAAAUACCGUACAAAACAUUUUGAGAAAAAUUCCGUCGCUUUUUAUUUGCUGUUGCUGUUAUAAAAAAUUCAAUUAUACUUGCUAAACUAACUGUUAAUCGGUUUCUACGGAGGGGCUUAUGCGUAAUUGGAGAGUGCGCGCAAAACGCGUGGUGAAAACGGAUUGGAAAACCAUUUUUCAUUCGCAGCAAACAGGCAAUGAGCGCGCGUGUGAGUGUGUGUGCCACAGAAAGUUGCAAGCAGCCUAGAGCUAAAUAGGCGUACGGUUGUUAAAUAUUCACCGUGCUCUCUCGCUUUAUGCAAUAACAAAAUCUGCAAAUUCCGCCAUUAGGCGCAAAAAUGUGAAAAAAGGGGGGCAAAAAAAAAACCAAUGGGAAUUUCUCAAUGUUGUGUCAAUACAGUGAGAGCGACGUACGAAAAGUCAAAAGCAAAGGAGAGGAGAAUGGAAUAACACAAAAAAAGAGCUGAGCCACAGCAAAGAAGCAAGAAGAAACGCGAAGCAGGCUCUAAAAGAAAAAUCGAAAUAAUAAAAAAAAAACACGCACGCAUGUGUUGGUGUGUGUGAGCGAGUGAGAUUCUGUGCGCGUGUAAGUGCAAAUGUGUGUGUGAGAGAGUGAAACGUAUAAAUAAAAUUCAGCCAAAUGCAGAAGCCAACAACAAAAUGGAUAACAAAACUACACAGUUGGAUUUUAAAUUACUGGUGGAUCAAUCACUAAAUCUACUGGACACCCUCAACACGGCAUUGCGGUGCGAUGCUAUUCAAUUCUUGCUGCAGACGCUUAAGUGCAAAUACCCGGAGGCCUGCGACCAAGUCGUCAGGAAUCUGUUCAGUCACAUAGCUGCGGCCAAUGACAAUGGCGAGGCUGGAGGCAGGGCGCAGCAGCAUGAGCUAGCGAGGACGAAGCAGCUCCAGCUGCUGCUGACCGCCAAGAAGGAGAAGAAGGAACUGGGAAUCGGUCGCGAAGCGGAGAUAAAGCGAGAGAACGAAGAGGAGGCGGGCUCGACGGAUCUGAACCAGAAUUUCGAGAAGAUACCCUGCAAAGAGGAGUUCCUGUGCCUCGAGGAGGAGGAGGAGGACUUUCUCGACGAUGGUGACACGCAGAACUCGUCUUCCCUGCAGUUCCACACCGGCAACAAUGUGGACGCCCUGGCCCUGGGCCCUGGCGAUCCGCUGGAGCUGAUCCAGUCCGGAGUUUCGCUGCUGGUCAAGCGGAAGUAUGCUGCCACCUUCGAGGACGAGGACCAGCUGGGCGGUGAUGCGGAUGGGAAUGGUGAUGAGACCAACAGCAACAGCAGUGACGGUAAGAUGGUCAAGCGAAUGCGCACCAACAACAUGCACCUGACCGUGUCGAGUGUGCGACGGAAAGAGGAGCACGGCCAGUUGGGCGAUGGCUAUGUCUUCCACGAGGACAGCCAGUAUACGAUGCGAUAUCACCACAGCACCGGCGAGUUCAGCGAGCGGGCCUUUAAGGCCCAGUUCCGGGCUAUGCUCCGCCUGGCGCUCAGUCAGCACUACAAGCCCUUUCUCCGCCAGUUCUACGAGAACUUUGUUGUGAAUGGACGCUUGCUGGGGACCACGCCCUCGAUGCGGGUUCUGAAGGAGCUGCGCGAGCAGCGGCUGGAGGAGUGGCGUCGUCAGCGGGAACGCCGCCAACUGGUCAUCCUGAUGGAGCAGAGCGAGAUUCAGCGGGACGAAGAGUUUCAGCAGCAGCAGGAGCAGCUGCAGAACCAGGAGGAGGUCCAGCAGGAGCAAGAACAGCAGCAGCAGCAGUUGGAGGAUAUUCAGCAGCAGCAGCUGGAGGAGAUUCAGCGGCAGCAGCAAUUGCCGGCCAUCUCGUUUGGCGACUCCGAAUUGGAGUCUGAAACGGAAUCGCAGCUUUCGUCGGCUGCCCAAGAGAUUAUGAAGUUCGAGGAGUUCAUUGACGAGGGUGUAGGCGCUGGUCGUCUGAUCGAUGGUCUGGAGAUGGAACCCGAGAUCGAUGACAUGCUAGCUGGCGCCGGCAGUAUGAACAGCGCCAGUGGACACAGCAGCAACAGUAGCAGCAGCGGAAGUGGGAGCGCCGGUAAUGGGAAUGGCAUCAACGGGGUGAUCCUGGAGAACAAUAGUCAUCAUUCGCAUCACCUAAGCAGCAGCAGCGCAAAUCUUGUGAUCAACGGCCUUACGUCAAGCAAUAGCAUCAGCAACAAUAAUAAUAACAGCAACAAUAUCAGUCUACACCGCCCUCAACUGACGCCACAGGCACAGAAUCAGCUGGCAGUGUCGAUGAAACCAUCAGACCAUAUGCCCAUGUCGAUGCCCAUGGAUAACAGGGAUUUGAAAGCCGUGCAGGCGGCGGCUCAUGGGACUACCAACGCCAUCAUGCAGGGCGGUAGUUCCAGCCUCACCAGCCAGCUUCAUCAGCAGCAAAAACACUACAACUCAAGCAAUAAUCCGCUGUCUAUGAUGGGUGGAAUGAUGCAGCAGCAGCAGCAGCAUGUUGGUAUGCCGCACCAGCAGCGCCAGAUGAUGAUGAUGCCAGAGGAUUUCCCGCAACACGGAGCCUCAAUGAUGAACAGUCGUCAGAUGCCCGCUCUGGCCGCCUUGUCGAACCUGGGCGACACACCUGCUGUGAGUGGCCAGCUCAACUCCUCCCUAGAGCUGGACGAUAAUGACCUGUCGGCGGAUGAGGACGACGACGAUCUGGACCAUGACCUGGACGAAUUAGACGCGGCCAAGCAACAACUAAUAGAUGGCGGCAGCAGUAGCAGCACAUCGCUCCAGGCGCCACCAUCGCAGCACGGCAGCGGUAGUGGAGGAAGUGGUGGCCUGACGCCCGGUAGCAAAAAGGACAAGCCCAGUUACAACUGCCUGCUCUGCCCCAAGUCGUAUCGCAAGCGAAAGUCCCUGCUGGACCACUACAAAAUGCAUCCGGGCUACUGCCACGACUGCGGUCAGCGCAACGGGAACACGCUGGAGGAAAUAAUCCACCACAACCGGACCAUGCAUGUCAAGGAGUUUCCGUUUGUGUGCGAGACGUGCGGAGAGUCGUACUCCCGCAAACAGCAGUUCCACGCACACGUGGAGUCGCACAAUAAGAAGGAAAUCAAAACCUUUCCCUGCGGCGAGUGCGGUCUUAAGUUUCCGCAAAAGAAACUGCAGCAACACUUCGAGGAGACGGGCCACAAGGCGGACGGCGCUAUCUGCGAGGUGUGCGGCGAGGAGUUCCAGUCGAAGAAUGCACUGUACCAGCACAUUAUUCGUGUGCACAAGCGCGACAACUUCUUCGAGUGCCACAUUUGCCAUAACCGCUUCACGCUGAAAGCCAACCUGGAGCGGCACGUCCAGCUGCACACCGAGAUCAAACGGCCCUACGUGUGCGAUCUGUGCGGCUCGUCGUACUUCACAUAUCCCGCACUCAAGGAGCACUACAGCAACGCCCACGUAGACGUAUCCGAGUGCAAAUGCACGCUGUGCGGCAAACGCUUCGGAUCGGCCAAGUCGCUGCAGCGGCACCUGCCGUCGCACUCGGAGGAGAGGCCGCACUGCUGCAACUAUUGCGAUCAGACCUUCAAGUGGAAAACGCAUCUGGUGCGCCACAAGCAGACGAUGCACGGAAACGAGCCGCCUCCGCCUAAGAAGGGAAAGCAGCGCUUUCCCAAAACAAGCGAAGAAGCAGAUAUGGGUAGCCUACCGGACAUGCCGGGUCCACCGCCUGUGAAGGCCAGCAAGAAGGCAGUAUCCAGCAAGGCAAAAGCGCAGGCAGCGGCCGCCGCAGCAGCAGCAGCAUCAUCCCAGCAACAACAACCGAAGGGCUCUGCAGCCACGCCGACUCCGCCGCCGCCGGUCUCCACCACACCGGGAUGCCUGCAACAGGAUCAAUUCAAUGCGGCCAUGGUUAGCAGCAACAGCUCGCAGUCCUCCACGGCGUCCACGUCGCAGCACUCGGUGUCGACGAGUGAAUCUCAGCAGAAUUCCAUAUACAAUCAGAGCUUUAAUGCGGAGAAACAGCAGCCAGGACAGCAGCAGCCCCAAAAUGCCUUGCAUCAGCAACAUGCAACGCCGCCACCGCCGCAGCAGCAACAACAACAGCAGCAGCAACAGCAGGCGCCGCCACAGUCACGAGUUGCGCCCGGAGAACUACAUCUGCAGCGGAUGAAUAGCUUCGGCCAGGACGGACAAUUUAACUUUGAGUCCAAUCCGGCAGCUGGUGCCUAUCAGCAGCAUCAACUGAUCAGCCAGUAUCAGCAACAACAGCAGCAGCAGCCGCAGCAGCAGCAACAACAUCAUCUCGCCCAACAGCAGCAGCAGCAUAUGAGAAGUCACACGCCCCAGAGUCCACAUCCUCCGCAUCCUUCGCAGCUUCAACAACAGCAGCCCCAACAGCACUUUAGCUCUCCGCACCACAUGCCGCCAAUGCACCAUCAACACCAGCUGAUGAUGCAACAGCAACAUCGCCACAACCAGCGCUCGCCGCUUCACCAUCAUCCUGCGGCGCAGCAGCUUCAGCAGCAGCAUCAGCAACCAUCGCAUUCCCCACAGCAUCAGCAUGCGAGACUGCAGUCGCCACAACCUGCUCCAGUACAACAACAACAGCAGCAGCAGUUUCUGCAGCAACAGGCUGCCGACACGUGGGGCAACAUGAACUUUGGCAAUCCGCCGAACAAUCAGCAGGUGGAGCUCAAGGAUAACAAAUUCUAUAUUGUGGAAUCGGCCGAGUUCCUAGGUCUUUCAAUGAAUGUGCCGCCAACUCCGCAGCAGCAGCAACAGCAAGCAGUAAGCAAACCCCAGCAGCAGCAGCAGCAGCAACAACACCCACAACCGCAGCAGCCAGAUCCAACCCUUGCUAGUGAUCUGAUGAGCUUCCAGCAUAUGUGGCCGGCGCCUGGUUUUAGCCAGACUUCACAGCAGCAGCAGCAGCCACAGCAGCAACAACAGCAGCAAGCGACGCAGCAGCAACAACAGCAGCAGCAGCAACAACAGGCGCAAAAUCAGGCAAACUCAAGUGAUCCCCACAACUACAACAACAUCGGCAGCAUACUAACGAAUCUCAUUGACACAAAUCCCGCGCCAAUGGAGUACAACUUCGAUCUGAUGCAGCAGCAACAAACGCCGUCAGCCCAACAGCAGCAGCAGCAGCAACAACAGCAGGCGGCGCAGCAGCAACAUCACAGUGCCGGUGCAUAUGGGAGCGGCUUGAUGCGCAGCGGAGGCGGCGUUUACGGAGGCGCCUACGAGCAGCACUUGAGUGACCAGCUGGUCAGCGAGCAGCAGAAACAGAACAGCUUUCAACCCUACCACCCACAUGGCCUGCAGGCGCAGCAACAGCAGCCACUGCAUCCGCACCCCCAUCUGUUACCCCCGCCAGCGCCGCAUAGCAACGUGUACGAUCGCACGGGAGUUGGAGUCGGUGUCGGAGUGGGCGUAGGCGUGGGAGUGGGCGUGGGCUAUCCGAUGCUGGGAGACGAUACCAAGGGCGUGCUGCCGCCCAUGAUGGGCGGCAUGAUGCAGCAAAUGCCGCCGCACGGCCAGCAACCGGAUCUAAUCUACUACCCAGUGAAGAACGAUUGACAGUCGAAGCAACAUCAGCAGGCAGCCGCCCAGCAGCCGAAUCACCUUCACCACCAUCGCUGGUGGACGGAGCCAGCCAAGAGAGGCGAUGUUUUUCAUUGAAGAAACAACCGGAAACAGGAAAACAGGAAACGGAAUACGGAACAAUUUCGCUUAGAUUGUAAGUUUAGGGAGGGACGGUGGAUGUGUGGAACGCGAGGAGUUGUGUAGAUAGGGCAGUCCACACAUUUUUUUUUGAAAUUAAGAGCAAUAACAUAAAGAUUAGAGCGGAAUGAGCUCAGAAUAUCUAAUCCGACCGGCGCUAUGAUACGUGUAUAAAAAAAGUAAUCAUUUACAAAGUACAUCAGAUAAAGAGAAGCAUGUAUACAUAAAUAAAUUCAGACAUAUACAUAGUAGCACCUAAGCGAGGCGAGGCGAGAGCAAGAAUUAAAUUAAACCCUAUAAAUAAUAAAUAUACAUAUAUAAAUUAUAUGAAGCAUAUAUAUUAGGCUAAGCAACUAUAUAAUAAUGGCAGACAGACCACAACCACAAGAAACUUUCGAACAAAUCUUAUGCUUAUUUAACAUUUACCAUACGAGUUAUGAACGCAACGCAGCAGCAGCAACCACAAAUACAAAUACGCGUGCGUUUAUGUAUAAUCAAAACAAUCCAACAUUAUAUCCGUACAUACGAUAUCUAUGUAAAUCUCGAGAGAGAGACGCCCAAGUUGUAGAUGAGAUGAUUGAUUUUAAUCGCAAACAAAUCGCAUCACAAACGGAGACGAAAGAUAGAUAGAAAACAAAAGUACACGACGCUUUGACCACACAAAGUUGUAACCAUAUCAUGAGGCCUCUUCCCCCGUAUAAUUAAUUGUAUUUUCGAUAGUGCUUGUUAUUUUCUAUUUAGUUAACGAAUUGAUUAUACUUACGAAGCCUUUCUGCUGAUUACCGCCAGCCACACUUUUGUUAGAUUAGUGCCUAAGUCUAGUUGAUAUCCCAAUGUAUACCCCGACAUUUUGUGGCUUUUUACACCCAAACCUUGUAUAGCUACUCAAUAGCAUUUCCGAUUUAAUUGAAGCUCCCCCAUUCUACCAUUCUAGAUGUACAUCUACAUAUGUACACCCGGUUUAUUCAAUAUAUCUCGAUGAAUUUCCUUAUAUUCAAGACACAGGCCCCCAAAAACAUUUAAGUUAAUCACAGCGUUGUUCUUGUUUUACACAUUAUUAAAAUUCAGCAACAUAAGAAUUUUACAUUUAAGUGAAAGUUUAAAACGUUAACUGUGUAAGCAUACUUUUAUGAACAAAACAAAAGCAACAAAAAAAAGUAAGAAAAGAAAAGAGAACGAAAAAUGAAAUCAACAAACUUCACUAAAAUUAGGUUUGUAUUCUGGAUACAAAAAAAAAAAAA